Suillus subaureus is the source of this 1251-nucleotide messenger RNA. RefSeq lists its product as uncharacterized. NCBI's taxonomy places the organism in Eukaryota, Fungi, Basidiomycota, Agaricomycetes, Boletales, Suillaceae. Bases 35 to 838 code for a protein of 267 amino acids. The record is from RefSeq and is a predicted model, not a curated record. The transcript is spliced from 21 exons.
CGUCACUAAGCUACCUUCCUCCCAGCUUUCAGCAAUGAGCGCCAUGUCUUCAUUUACAAUUCAGUUCAUAGGGUUGACCAUCUCUUUCGUGCAACUAGGUGUUGCUGCUGCCCAGGGCUUCUGUUAUUAUCGAGCCUUCCCUUGUGACAAACUGCUUCUCAAGUAUCUCGUUGUCACUGUCUUGAUUCUGAAUACCAUCGGGGCGAUAUUGACCAGUUUCAUGUACUGGUCGUUCUUUUACAAUUGUUUUCGAAGUACAUCCCCGAGGUGUCAGGCAUGGGACAUGGCGGCGAUGAUCCUUCUCUUUGUGAAUUAUACCUUACCAUUCAUCGUGCAAAGUUUUUAUUGUCAUCGUGUAUGGAUAAUCAGCGGCAAAAACUUCUACGUCACUAUACCGAUAAUUUUGUUUACAGCUUCGUCUUAUGUGUUCGGUUUGAUACUUAUUCCACCGCAGGAGGACGGGGCUUUCUCGAACCACGCAAUACUCAAAAUCUCUGUUGCAAGAGCAGUUCAGACCGUUUUGUGUGACUCCAUGAUCAGUCUUUCCGUCUACUUUUACCUACGCUCUGGAAGAUCUGGUGUCCACCGCACGGAUACUCGUAUCCAGAGCAUAACUAAGAAUUUCACCAGCAUGGGCUUUCUUGUGAGUUUGUUGGCUAUCAGCAUAUGCAUCUUGUUCUGGGCAAACUCGUCUGUUGCCAUCGCAGGGGUAGCCACGGUUCUCAGAAGCUCAUAUGCAAAUUCGUUACUGUCCACACUCAACGCCAGGAAGCAACCCGAUAGGCUUCCAACGAUGGAAAUCGAACUUCCAACGAUUUCAGGGCACAUUUCGAGAUAAAGUGGCUACCCUGCAAUAUGUGUCAUCUUUAUGUAUUCAUUGCAUGCAAUGCAAGUCAGUGGAACACCACAUCUACUACCAGUAGUUCCGGCGCCAGCAUAUGCAACUACCUCCAAUAGACUGCUCUUCCCAGCUGUCGAAUAGAGACCUCAGAUGUUCACAUCACUCAGUCAACAUUGUAUACAACGAAUUAUCAUUGAGCCUUCUCCAUACAAGUUGCUGCCCGUGUCCCUCGAUCAUUUCGAAUGGGGGUCGUCCAAUAUCCACGGGUAGUGGAUAUAAGAUUGCAGUAGAAUACUGCAUGCACGCAGGAACUGUAGCGGAGCCGGAGUGACGGAUGGAAACCGGUUUGGUUUCAGAUACAAGUACAAUAUACAGGCUGGUGUCAUAUUUAUACAUAAUCAUGGCUGGUG